AUGCGCACGUCAGAGGAGGAAACUUCGCCGCUGCUGGUGAGAUCCCAGUCUGGCUCCGAUUCCGGACCCGGGGAGGAGCAGCAUGUCCGGCAGCAGGAAGGACAAGAACAACAAGACGGAGGAGAACGAGAGGAUUGGUCAAUUGAGAAAAAGGCAAGACGGCUAUACGUCUCACACUUCCUGUCGACGAGCAACUCGCGCGUAUUCGAGUUCGGCAGCGUACUGUACCUCGCUGCCGUCUUCCCCAACACGCUUCUCCCGCUGUCGCUGUAUGCCGUCGCCCGGGGGCUGGCGGCCAUGUUCCUGUCGUCGACCGUGGGACGUUACAUCGAUACGGGGCAUCGGCUUGCCGUCGUUCGGCUGUCAAUUGUGCUCCAGCGUGUUGCCGUCGCGGCUUCGUGCCUAAUCUUCCUCGUGCUCGUGUGCGGUGCUGUGACUUCGGACCUGGCGCGGAGCUGGUCCUUUGUCGGGCUCGUGCUCCUCUCCUGUGUUGAGAAGCUGGGCUCCAUCAUGAGUCUCGUGUCGGUGGAGAGGGACUGGAAAGGGCCCAAGAUUGUCACCAUCGCCGAGGGCCACCGCGAAGCUCUUCCCGUCAUGAACGCCCAGAUGAGACGGAUCGACCUCGUGUGUAAGCUCGUGGGCCCGUUCGCCAUCGGCAUCAUUGACGGCUUCUCCACCGAGCUUGCCGUUGCCAUCAACCUCGGCAUGAAUCUGCUCUCCAUACCGGUAGAAUACAUCUUCAUUGCCCAGGGCCGAGGGGAUGGUCCGCACCCUCCUGCUCACGCACGGGGACCCGAGGAAGAGCAGCAGACCGACACAGGGCAGUGGCUCGUAACGGCCGGCUCCGAGCUGGUCCGCAAUACGCGUCUCUACUUCCACCACCCCGCCUUCCUCCCAUCCUUCUCAGGAGCCAUCAUGUACUUCACCGUCCUGUCAUUCAGCGGCCGCAUGGUGACUUACCUCAUGGCCGAGGGCUACACCUCAACGCAGGUGUCGGUCGCCCGCACGCUGUCGGUGUGCGUCGAGGUCAUGGCCACCUGGCUGGGGCCGUGGCUCAUGGGGCGCAUCGGCCCCGUGAGGGCCGGCCUGUGGUUCUCGAGCUGGCUGGCCGUCAGCCUUGCCGUGGCCGUCUCCCUCUUCUUGCUACUCGACGAAUACGACGGUGGAGGCGGUGAUGCGUUGCCGCCGUCAUCCCUGGCUCUCGUGGUCGGAGCCAUUCUUAGUCGGCCGGGAUUGUGGGGGUUUGAUCUAUGUUCGCAGCUGCUCAUACAAGAUGCUGUCGAGGAGUCGGAUAGGGGAGCCUUCUCGAUGACGGAAGCAGGCUGGCAAAACACCUUUGAGCUCAUGUCCCACGUGUCCACCAUGAUCUGGUCCGACCCUGAGCAAUUCGGCAUCCCGGCCACGGCCAGUGCUGCGGCCAUCAUCGGAGCCUGGAUCCUGUAUAGCAGGUUCGUUCUGCAGCAGCGUGGACACCUGCUCCACCGGCCCGCAUGCAUAUCUGGAUCGGAGAAGUGGUGGCGACGGAGACACCAGCAUGAGCAGGAGGGGGUAGUCAGACCCAUCCUGCCAUAA
Geosmithia morbida is the source of this 1572-nucleotide messenger RNA. RefSeq names its product solute carrier family 40 (iron-regulated transporter), member 1. Gene Ontology annotation, cellular component: membrane. The coding region runs from base 1 to 1572 and encodes 523 amino acids. Lineage: Eukaryota; Fungi; Ascomycota; Sordariomycetes; Hypocreales; Bionectriaceae. The record is from RefSeq and is a predicted model, not a curated record. Gene Ontology annotation, biological process: iron ion transmembrane transport. Gene Ontology annotation, molecular function: iron ion transmembrane transporter activity. The transcript is spliced from 6 exons.